This is a messenger RNA of Drosophila montana, 2029 nucleotides long. RefSeq names its product serine/arginine-rich splicing factor 4. Lineage: Eukaryota; Metazoa; Arthropoda; Insecta; Diptera; Drosophilidae. Bases 407 to 1768 code for a protein of 453 amino acids. The transcript is spliced from 6 exons. The record is from RefSeq and is a predicted model, not a curated record.
CUUGUUCAAGACAAGGCUGUACCUUUUGCGUUUUGCAUUCUUUGUCAAAACUGUGAGAAGAAAAUAUUAUUUCCGCUGGAAUAUCUUAUAAUAUCAAACUGUACGAAGCUGAUAAUCUAUUAAUGGCAUGCAAAUAAAAGUUUGAAGUCGAAAAACUCAAUCAGCAUAGGCGUAAAUACGUGCAAAUAUAUAAUUGAAAUUGUGAAAUUCGACGCAGCUUCAGCACAUAAAGAGAAACGCCAAUAAAACAAAAGGACACCUAAAAUUUGCAAACCAAGUUUCAACGCACGCACAUCCAGACACAGUUCAACUGUGGUCACAGUGAAAGUUCAAGGAAAGCAAAAGGAGGACUCGUCUAACAAGAUUCAUAAAACAAACUCAAGAGCACAUCAAUUGAAUUCAUAAAAUGGUGCAGACUGGUAUAUCGCUAAACGAGCGUUUCACUCAAAUGCAAUCUCGCCAGCAACAGCCGCCGGCAGCGGCACGCGGACGUCGGAGCCGCUCACGCAGCCGCAGUCGUCGCAUUGUGGACGCAACCGCAUCGGUGGCCAAUUCGCGGCUGCUGCAGGAGUUCAAAAGGAAGCACACCGUGCAGACGGCCCUCAAAUUGAAGCGCAGAAGCUUGCGGACAACUGCUGGCGGCGCCAACGCACGCCUUGGCGGCAUCAAAGCGCUCCGCCUGGGAGCCAAUGGAAAGCCCGUGCGCUUAAACAACGGCACUCGCCUGGCAACCAUGCGCGCCGAUCUCAUCGCCAACAACGGACGUGCACGCCGCAGCAACAGCAGCAGCGCCCGACGUUCCAGCUCGGCGGUUCGUGGAUUAGGCCAGCGUCUGGGGCUGCGCCGUCCCGUUGUGGGAGGCGCAGCAGAGCGUGUGGCUCAACGUCGGCGUGGCCUAUCUCGGCAGCAGCAGCAGCAGCCCCUUCCGCAACUACAGUCGCGCGGUCGUUCACGCAGUCGUGGACGCGCCCGUUCGCUAAGUCGCGGACGCGAUCAGAGCCGUGGACGUUCCCAAAGCGUCGGUCGUACCCAGAGCCGUGGACGCCGUCAGCUGUCGGCUAACGGUGGCAGAGGCGUUAGUGCCGGCGGCGGCGGCGGACGUGCACCGGGUCGUGUUUCUGUUAAGCAACGUCUGGGCGUGCGUCCUGGCGUGGCAGCAGCAGCCGCAGCAGCUGCAAAAGGAGCAGCCAAUAAGCGACGUGGCAAUCGUCGUGGCAACAGCCAAGUGCGCGGCGUCACUGCCGGACGCAUUGAGAAGCGUCGCAAUUCGAACACUGCGCAGAAGACAGUGAUAGCUGCUGCUGGUGGACGCGGACGCAAAGGUCGUGCACGUGGAAGAUCUGCUGUACGUGCCGCUGCUGCUGUCGGUGCUGCUUCUGCUGCCACAAAUCGCUCGCGUUCCCGGUCACGCUCACGAUCUCGGGCACGCCAGGGAAAGGUUGCUGCUAGCGCUGCUGCUUCAUCAAAUGGACGGCAAAAAGGAGCCGGUCCUGUCGGCGCACGUCGUCGCGGACGUAGCCUACAACGCACAGGUGGCAAAGUGGCCAAGGGCGCCAAUAUAAAUGGUAACAAGAAGAAGAACAACAGCACAGAGGCUGUCAAACCAAACCAACUACAACAGGGUCGUCGCGGACGUAGUCGUGGUCGUGGUGGUCGCACGGUUGCAGGUAAGCCGCAGCGUAGGGAAGUAAAGCGCGAGGAUUUGGACAAUGAGCUGGAUCAGUACAUGUCAACCACAAAAUCAGAAAUGGACUUUUUGCUUAAGUAAGGCAGGACGCGACGAUCAAGGAGAAUUACCACCGCAAGGCAGUUUUUACUAAUUCUUAAGUUGUGUCUUUAAAACUAAUUAGCAUUAAGCGUCCCAAAUAACACAUACCACCGGAAAGGUGUGUUAAAGCUCUUUAGUUCGCGCUAAUGAGGCAUUCUGUAAAUAGCAUAACCCUAUAAGUAAAUGACUUUGUUUGCAUAAUUACAAUCUAAAUAUUUGUAUAAUAUGCAACAAAAUACAAUUGACUCCUUGUUCAAACUA